Messenger RNA from Debaryomyces hansenii CBS767, 954 nucleotides. Its product is annotated as class I SAM-dependent methyltransferase. The transcript has a single exon. The record is from RefSeq and is a predicted model, not a curated record. Bases 1 to 954 code for a protein of 317 amino acids. NCBI's taxonomy places the organism in Eukaryota, Fungi, Ascomycota, Pichiomycetes, Serinales, Debaryomycetaceae.
AUGACAGAAGACCAGCAUAAACUUGCAAUUGAAGCUAAUAUCAAGGUGUUUGACUCGAAGAUGGCCGAGGAUUACGAUAAGCGUGAUGCGAUGCAGUUUUUGAGUAUCUUCUUCGCCAAAUCUUUAUUGGAAUUUGAUGUAAGCAGUCCACGAAAGACCCCUGAAGAGUCAAAUAAAUUGAUCGGAGAUCCAGAACAGCCGUACAAUGGGUUCUCGCCAGAUAAGUCAUUGCCAGAUCCACAUACAUUCGGGACGCAAUUUCCCGGCAGUGUGUUCAAGCCAGGAAUGAAGAUGAUGGAUUUCGCAUGUGGAACAGGUAUACUUACUCAGUAUUUUGCUCCGUAUUUAGCUACAAAUUCGGAUCAGACGUCCGAUAUCAUUGGCGUUGACAUAAACUCAACCUUCUUGGCCAAGUAUAACGAAAAGGCCAGCCAUGUCAAUGCUACAUACGAUGGGGUCGCGAUGACAUCAUACUUGUGCGAUAUCUUGGACCCUACGGCACAGGAAGUAGUAUCUCAGUUUGAAGGUUCUAUGGAUCUUAUUACAUGUACGCUUUCUUACCAUCACAUAGACAACUACGAGAAAGUGACCCAGAAGUUGUCCACGUUUCUCAGACCUGGAGGGUGGUUGUUCAUUGUCGACUUCUACAACGAGGACGUUGAGACAUCUGUUUCCGCUACCAAAAGUGCAUCCGAAGCUGUCAGACACAUGGGUGGCUUGAAAGUCGACGCGCUCAACAAAACAUUGGGUGAAUAUUCCAAUCUCGCUAACGUUUCGAGUGCAAGAGAGGCCCGAGUGUACUUGUGGCAGGAACAGCCAUUUAUCGAGCACCACUUGCCCGACGAAAUCAACGAAAAAUUGAAAAAUAACCAGCUCAGAUCCAAAAUAUCCAAUGGAACAACCGUAUACUUGGUCGAGACCAGUUUGAUCUUGGCUAUUGGCCAGAAAAAGUAG